AUUGGGAAAAAAUGCAGGGGUUUGGAUAGGUAGGGGCUGCAGAGGUGACCUGCAUGGGCAAAGGUAAUGAACUGCCCAGUACUGGUUGCAGCUGGAUCCAGCUGUCUCUGACACUGAUGAAAACAGCCCAUCGCACACCAAAAUUUCAAGCAGAGGCGCUCAUGGCACCUGUGCUCAAAGGCAAUUAACAGAGAGCAGCAGCCCCCAGGGGCAGGAGACACAAAAAGAUGAACAGGAAGAGGCACAUGAGGAGGAGAUAUGUGAAGAGAUGCAGGUAGAAGAAAAAGAAACCACUAUGCACUGGCCCAAACAUCCUGUAUUUCCCAUUGCCUCACUGAAGGGAGGGACUGAGUGUAAUCCACGUGGAAAACAAGAGAAGCUGGCAGUAGGAAGGCAGGAGACCAGGCUGUCGUUGGCACGGGGCCUUGACAUGUCUGUCACCCCUGCAGCCCCCUCACUUCUGAAACCCUGGCAUUUAUGCCCAAUCCGAUACCUUCAAGUGGCAUGUGAAAAAAGAAAUGAUGCCACUAAGAUGCUUAUGCUUUGAAUUCGUCGUAAUAAUAACAACUUUUUUCUGUUCCCCACAGAAGAAUAUUCUAGUCGAAAAUGAUGUAAAGAUGGACAAAGAUGGUCUCACUGAUCUCUAUAUUCAACAUGCCAUUCCCCUGCCUCAGCGUGACUUACCAAAAAGUCGAUGGGGGAAAAUGAUGGAAAAGAAAAGACAGCAAAAUGAGUCGAAAAGUGAGAAUAAAAGUGUUACAACGGUGGAAGGUUUAAGGAAACGGCCAUUAAUUGUAUUUGAUGGCAAUUCAACAAGUACAAGCAUAAAGGUGAAGAAGACAGAGAACGGAACUGCUGAUCGCCUAAAACCUCCUCCAGCUGGAAGCACCACCAACACUGUUAGAAGAUUAUCAGUUCCUUCAAAUGCCUCAACAUACAUUUCAGCCUCCAGUUUAUCAGAGGACGCUAAGCCGGGAAUGAGGAAUAAUGAGGCUAAGCAGAACAAUAUUUCAAAGACUAACAGCAGUGUGUUGGCUAGUCUGAAGGUGUACCCUUUGUCUCCAGUAGCAGGAACUACUGUUGUGAAGUUAAAGAGAGCUGUUCCAAAAGAAGACUCUGAUUUGCCGAAUGACCUAAAGCCUACGGAAGCAAAGAAGAAAAUCCAGCAUGUUACAUGGCCAUGAAGUAGCUAACGGUGCUUGAAACAUAAAUGUUACUUCCAUAUUUUCAAACAGAUAAGUCAUAUUUAAACAGUUUAAGUACAAUUCUUUUUAAACCUUACAGGGAUUCAGAUUGCUGUGAAGUUUUAACAAAUUUAAUAGUUCCCUGUUGUAAAGCUGGAGUCAUUAUCACCAGUCACCUUAAGAGUGUCUACUCUUGUACACCAAGUAGUUCAUUAGUUCUUUAAAAGGUGGUAAUAUUAUAAUAUACUAAACCCCCCACUUUUAGUUUUCAAGAUUAUUAUAGUUCAUCUCCUGCAUGUCACUACGAUUCACACAUAUAAAUAAAUAUUUUUUUUGUUUCAGUCAGAUUCAGAUUUGUUCCACUUCUGGUUAAAUAGUUAAAAUAGCUAUUGAGAUUCAGAGUGAUCCCAAGAGCCUUCUUGGCUUCAAAAAGAUAAUUCAUUUAGAUGAGAAAACUGACCAUUCUGCUGAUAAGAUAGUCUGAAACAAUUUUUUUUUUCAUUUUUGUUGCACAGAACAGGAGUGUAGAAUUUACAGUGCAAGUUAGGUUGGUAAUAAGAGAUGAACUAUUUAACAGCUUUACUUCAAAUUGAAGUUUCUCUUAUUGACAUAUGAAAUAAGAAAUGCACAGCUAGAAGUAUGCUUAAUUAGACUGUUUGAUACGAAUCUUUGAGAGGAAGUAGUGAAUGGAUUAGUGCCAUGUUCUCUUAAAUACACAGGCAUAUUUUAUACAUGCUUAAGUGUAAAAAUGUGCUGAUGUAGCAAAUUUACUUGUUUUCCUGGUUACAAUCAUGCUUAUAAAAUACAGGGAAAACCUGUAGAAUGCAGGUCAGUGCUUUCUCAACUUACUAACAGUUGGAGAGGGACAGGGAUAGGAAGACAGAGAAGUACCUUGAGAGCAUUAGCGUAUGUAGUUGCACUCUUUCAAACAAACAAACAAGCUGUUUUCCCUUCCUUUGAUAAUUUCAGAUGGAUGUUAGUUUUCUCUGAAACUUGGUGUUUCUUCCUCUGGGUUGUUGGUGGUGCUUUAUAAGGCAGAAAUCCAGUUAAGUUGAUGAAAUUUUUAUUAAAUCUCAGUGACUCAGGGGGAAGCCAAUUUAGAUCCAUUUUUAGAUAUGGAUGAUAAAUAAUAAUAAUGCUCCCAGACUUAGUAAAACAGAAACAACAAAAAAAAAAUCAACUUCUGAAUCCACUUAGUUAACCCACUGAAAGAAGCUGUCAGUAGUGAUCUGAAAGCUAGUUUACAUUUUUAACAUUGGUUAAUAUUGAAACCAAAAACUGUAGCUUAAUUCAUUACUGACAGAAGUUCUCCAUUUGCUGUUAUGACAUAAAAGGCACUUCUCGAAUGCUGUAAAAUGGUAAGAAUGUGUGUGUUUUGAAAUAUUGUGUGCUGUUUCCCUUUUACUAAACACUUGUGCAGUUUUUGUACUUGAGUACAGCAAACUUUAACGUAAUGCACAUUUUGUAUGUACAAAGUUGUCUUUUAAGUAGCCUUAUCCUAUUUAAAUAAAUUCAAUUAAAAGCAAACAAAGUAGUGUUCGCUUGUUUUUGUGAUGUAAUUAAGGUUGUUCAUUUUAUAUGGUUAUAUUUUAGUGGACUUGAAGUGACUAGAACUUAAGGAAAAGCUUGCAGGGUAAAAGGCUCAGUAGCUACUCUGGAGUUCUAGCAGCAGUUAGUGUCAUGUGAAGUGCUGGUCCUUGCACUAGUAGAACAGUCUGGUAGGAGUCCUGUUUUGUGGGUGGCUUCUUGGCAGUGGUUUAGAGCCUAGGCUAUAUUCUAUAUUUUGUUGUAGUUCCAGUUGCUAGGAGCAUGUGCCUGUUGGUACGUGUUAAGGAGUGAUAUGCAGAACUGUACUGGAAUAAUACCAUGCUAUUGCAUGGUAACAGCCUUGUUUGUGGGGUGGUAUGCUUUCCAGCCUUGUCGUGUUUCACCUACCUUUCCCUGAAGUUGGGGCUAUUUUGCUGCCAGUUGUAAUGCUUGGAGGGGGGGGCAAGGUGCAAGCCAUGCUUGCACCUUGCUUCCUUCCCCCUUAGCUAAUAGUAAUCCUUCUUCUCUCAGCAAAGUAUUGGAUCAGGGCUGCAGUGUGCUGGGUGAUUGCCAAACCCCGGAGGAGAGGGUAAGUGACGUGCUCGCCCCCCUUUGGGAGGUGUUGGAUGUGAGAGGGAUUUUUAUGGCUAUUCUUUACCUAUAGCCUUCCUUGUAGUGUGAAGUCACCAAAGGAUAGAAUUUGGUCAUUCAGUGAGAUCAGGUUAGUGUGGUGUCCGCUUCAAAAAUGUCAGCCAGCCAAGUUCUUCAAAUGGUAUGCAGUAAACUAAAUCUGAUCUACAUGCAUCUAUUUAGCUUGUUGAAUUAAUGAGAAGAAUGACUUGUGAGAACUUUACACUUAGUACAAAAAGAGACAAAUUCAAGAGGGGUGGCAGGAACUAGGAGCAAACUUGCACUACACACUUACACACCGCGUAAGUAUAUUCCUAAUUCUUUCCACAUCUGAAGAUUGCUGUUGGAAGCGCGACAUACUACUUUCCUCCUUUUGCUGGAUACAAAUGAAUUCCAUCUGGAAGGUGUACCAGGAUCACACAUUGCAUAACAUGGCCGUAUUUCUUGAAGUUUGCUUUGGGAAGAGAGUUAUCUUUCUUUGGAUUGUUUCGUCUUGCUUUUAUUGUCCUGCCAGCAUGCUGUUGCUAACAGUUGCCUUUGCAGCAAACAUGUAGCAGAAAUGGUGCUAGAGCAAAGGGUAUUAUGUGUUGCAAUACAGAACAAAAUUAAAGCAUGCCCUCAUAGAGAAGUCAAACUUCUGACUUUCACAAGUAUUAAAUCUCUUUUGAGUUGUAUUGACUUCCUUGCUUGCUGAGAACAAUAAUAUUUUGGUUUUGAGUUUAGAGCCUAUGAACACAUUUUUAUCAGCUGCAGUCAAUUCAGUAUUUUCUUACAGUUGUUCAGUUUUGCUGAUAAUUUUCCCACUGAUUUCUGUUAAUAGAAGACUAUGCUGUAUCAGCAGGGCCUAUAUGAGCAUUGUCCGUAAACUCCACAGUUUCAUGGCUGGGUACAAAAAGGGUUGUGUUGUAUGGCUCUUACGUUGUGUUUUUCCAGACUGUGAAGGUGUUUUAUUUGU
Messenger RNA from Egretta garzetta (little egret), 4296 nucleotides. RefSeq names its product chromosome unknown C2orf49 homolog (gene TSLIG2). The record is from RefSeq and is a predicted model, not a curated record. Gene Ontology annotation, biological process: embryonic morphogenesis. The coding region runs from base 519 to 1184 and encodes 221 amino acids. The transcript has 3 exons. Lineage: Eukaryota; Metazoa; Chordata; Aves; Pelecaniformes; Ardeidae. Gene Ontology annotation, cellular component: tRNA-splicing ligase complex.